UCAUCCACUUGUAAUCCCCUCUGAAACCUCGUCCACCUAUCGUAAAGCUUCCAUUUCACCAGGUUUAACUAACCUCUACACUUCUGGGUUCUCCUCCUCGUCUUCUAAUAGUAGAACCAGAAACAAACCAGCCAUGUCUUUGGCUCCAGCUAGCUAUCCAUCUCUCUACUCUUCAUCGCCAUUGCCAAGAACUUGUUGUAUCUCCGCCACCAAGCAAAGCCCACUUCUCUUCUCCCAAAUCAAUCCGUGUUUAUCCAAAAAUUACUCAUUUUUCUGCACUUCGACUUCUUUUUCCAAUACCCAUUUUCUAAAACCCUCGAAUUUGAUCUGUAAAGCAUCGGAAACUGAGUCCAAGACAUCUAAACCAGAGAAUGAGAGUGAAGGAGGAGAAGAAGCGUACGAAGAGUAUGAAGUGGAAUUAAUUCAGCCUUAUGGGAUCAAGUUUACAAAGGGCAGAGAUGGUGGGACUUACAUUGAUGCUAUUGCACCUGGUGGAGCUGCUGAUAAGACUGGGUUGUUCACUGUUGGAGAUAAAGUUAUUGCCACCAGUGCUGUGUUUGGGACAGAGAUAUGGCCAGCGGCUGAGUAUGGGAGGACUAUGUACACCAUCCGCCAAAGAAUUGGUCCACUACUCAUGAAAAUGCAGAAGAGAUAUGGGAAGACGGAUUAUGCUGGCGAACUAACAGAAAAGGAAAUCAUUAGAGCUGAGAGAAACUCUGGUGUCAUUAGUAACAGAGUGAGGGAAAUCCAAAUGCAAAAUUACAUGAGGAAAAAAGAACAGAAGGAACAAAGAGAAAAAGAUCUUCGCGAAGGCUUGUUACUAUACAAAAACGGAAAGUAUGAGGAAGCACUGGAGAAAUUUGAAUCUGUAUUGGGAUCAAAACCAGACUCAAAUGAAACUUCAGUGGCAUGUUACAAUGUCGCCUGUUGUUAUUCAAAACUUAAUCAGAUAAAAGCUGGGGUAUCUGCACUUGAAGAAGCCAUGCAAGCAGGCUAUGAAGAUUUCAAGAGAAUCCGGACAGACCCUGACCUGGCCGGCUUGAGAACAUCAGAAGAAUUUGAGCCUCUUCUGAAAAGGUUUGAUGAGUCGUUUAUCAAUGAGAAUGCAAUCAAUGCCAUCAAAUCUCUAUUUGGCAUAUUCAAAAAAGAGUAGAGCCCACAAUUGUCCUCAUAGAGUACAGGAUUGAACAUGUUCAAUAGUGUCACACACAUGAACCCGCAAGAAGCUAGUGAUUGGCCAGAACACCUACUGCUUCAGAUAAUACGUUUCUUUUGUAUGAUUUUGAUCAUAGCAUUGUUUUCAGGUGAGGUUGAAGAAAUUCAGCCUAAUUUAUUAUGGGAAGUCUCUUUUUACCAUUUUUUAUCAGCACAUAGUCUAUAAUGAUGUAGUCUCCUUGACAAGAAUGAUUGAAGUGAAUUAAGCAGAAAAGCAAAUCUUUCACUUGUUCA
Manihot esculenta (cassava) is the source of this 1449-nucleotide messenger RNA. Its product is annotated as protein MET1, chloroplastic. The coding region runs from base 134 to 1153 and encodes 339 amino acids. The transcript is spliced from 7 exons. The record is from RefSeq and is a predicted model, not a curated record. Gene Ontology annotation, molecular function: protein binding. Lineage: Eukaryota; Viridiplantae; Streptophyta; Magnoliopsida; Malpighiales; Euphorbiaceae.